Molecule: messenger RNA, 891 nt
Organism: Penicillium malachiteum
Lineage: Eukaryota; Fungi; Ascomycota; Eurotiomycetes; Eurotiales; Aspergillaceae
Exons: 1
Coding region: 1-891 (296 amino acids)
Source: RefSeq, a predicted model, not a curated record
AUGACUGAGCUACCAAAAGACAAGAGCUUCCUACGAAGAAUGGUUGAGGCUGCUCUUAAUCGCCCUGAAAAUAACUAUCCGCCCAUGGCAGCUCACGCGACAGCUGCUGCAGCACGAAAAAAUACAACCCAUGAGCCGAACGGUACCGACCUAGAAGGCCAACGAUGGAACAUCGGCUUAAGUCACCCUGAAGCUCUCAUCCCACCCAACGACAAGCUCGUCAUCUUUCGUGCCUUGACUGGUAUUGACAGUGUACCCGCCCUCACACAAGGUGGUUAUCUCCUUCGCAGUGCACCCAACGUCGGUAUCUACACACGGGUUGUCCGCAACGAGGCCAAAGCCGCACGCGGAUAUCGUACCUUCAACUCCAUGAUCAACAUAUGUUUGGGAAUCCAGAUCGUUGUUGCCGCAGCCUUGACAGCACUCGGCGCAGCAAGUGGCCCGCACGCUGCCAUCACAGCUUUCGGCGCCAUCAACACCAUUAUAGCCGGUAUUCUGACCUAUCUGCGUGGAUCGGGUCUUCCAGAUCGUCUGAAGGCCUACCAAAAUAAGUGGAAACAUAUUCGCGAAUACAUCGAGCAACGCGAGCGCGAGUUUUGCCUUGUGGGAUGUGAUCUUGAUGUGCAGGAAGAAGUGUUUAUCGUGGAAAGCAUGUACCAAAGCCUCAAGUCGGAAAUGGAAACGGCUAGAAGCGCCGGUGACACAAAAACACAACAGCCGGAUGACCCGCGAAUCCGUCGUUCUCUCCUUCCGACGCAUAAUGAGUUGAGUAACCAAAGAGCUUCCACAACGCCGGCUAAGCGUUCUGAGGUGUCACAUCCGCAGACUCGAGAGGAACACGAGCCCGUUAGCCCGAUUACAGUUCCCGGACCCAGUUUGGAGAAGUCCUAA